UUAAUAUUUUUGCGGAAAGCCAAUGAGAGAAUUGAUCGACUUUUCCUCGUUCUCUCUCUGGCUCUGCGAUUUCUCACAGGCCGCAGCUGCGCACGGCGACAAUGGCGAGGCCUCCGCGGCACUCACGGCUGCUCCCCGGACGGAGAUCCUCCCCCUUCACUCUCAUUCUGGUGGCGCUACUCACUGUCUCGGUGGUCCUCCUCAUGCUCCUCGCUCUGGGGAUCUUCUCCCUCCCUGUUGAAUCCGACGGUCCCGCCAAGCACGGUCCUCGAAGAUCCAUCCGGGAGGCGAAGAAUGAGCCGGAGCACGGAGAGGAUCAGUGGACGGAGGUGAUCUCGUGGGAACCCAGGGCAUUUGUGUAUCACAAUUUUAUGUCCCAGAAAGAGUGUGAGUACCUCAUUGAAUUAGCAAAGCCUCACAUGCAGAAGUCAACAGUUGUAGAUAGUGUGACAGGUCGGAGUAAAGACAGCAGGGUGCGGACAAGUGCUGGCAUGUUUCUUAGAAGAGGACAAGACAAAAUCAUCCGAACAAUUGAGAAAAGAAUAGCAAACUUUUCCUUCAUACCGAUGGAGCAUGGAGAGGGUCUUCAGGUUCUUCAUUACGAAGUUGGUCAGAAAUAUGAACCUCACUUUGAUUACUUCAUGGAUGACUUCAACACUAAGAAUGGCGGUCAGCGAAUAGCUACACUUCUCAUGUACCUUUCUGACGUAGAGGAAGGUGGUGAAACUGUGUUUCCUUCUGCAAAAUUCAACAGAAGUUCUUCACCGGAGUUAUCGGAAUGUGCAAAGAAAGGCCUUUCUGUUAAACCAAAGAUGGGCAAUGCUUUACUCUUCUGGAGUAUGAAGCCGGAUGCCUCCCUGGAUCCAUCUAGUUUACAUGGUGGAUGCGCUGUUAUUAAAGGAAAUAAAUGGUCUGCUACGAAAUGGAUGCGUGUUCAUGAAUAUAGAACGUAGUUACUUUGCUGAGAAGGUACUUUAAUUCCUUAUCCUCCUUGGCUUGAGAAAUGCUACUGUGGCCUUCUGAAAGCAACAUAAUCAUCAUCUUUUAUUCUAUUAGGAAGAUAAAAAGGCUGAGCAGAAAUGCAGUUUUUUGACUUAACGCUGGCAUAACUGUGACAGUUAAUUACAGUUUGGCCAAUUAGAUGGAUGGAUAAAAUCAAGCAAGCUACAUACUGCAUAUGCCUUAUGCUGCCAUUAUUUUGAGGUCCUUGUGACAUUUUGGCCACAGUUAAUCACAAUUCCACCAAUUAGAUGGACGCAUAAAUGAUCAACUGAAUAUUUACGAUAGAGACCUAUCUAUAUAUAAACUCUGUUCUCUAAUCUGUAUUCUUGUGAAUGUUAUGCUAGGUAACCUAAUUAAUAUGGUAGAAUCAGAACUUCAUGCUGUAAAGUUGCUCGUUCUUCCAACUGCUGAACAUAUCUAUAUAACCUAGAUGAUGAAUGUAGCGUUUAAUUUUAAAUUAGAAGAGACGCCUUUUAUUGAUAAUAAAAAAUUACGAGGUUGCAUCUCUUCUUGAAAGAUAAACGAAAGUUAUGAGGAAACCACUUGCUCAUUUUUAUCAAAAAAGCUUGCAGUUACUCUGCUGAUUUUUAACUUUGCUUACCUUUGUUGUAGAAAAAUUUGCUUUCCAAUCUUUUACUGAAUGAUGCCAAGCAGUUUCUACUUCAUACUUCAUGUUUAGCAUCGAGAGAGAUCAAUUUAGCAUCGAAUAGAGAUCGGCACGUAUGUUGACAGUUGGAGUUCAUGGAAACAUAAUUCAGUUCUUUUCUCCAUUUCUCCCUCAUUUUUGUAAGUCAUGUCAAACUACACAUUCAAUACCGUGUAGAUGCUAUGAGUCGAACUUGAUACUGUUCAGUUUUCCAACAAUAUUUUGACAAUAUGAUCUGCCGCUUCAAGCUU
Messenger RNA from Zingiber officinale, 1899 nucleotides. RefSeq names its product probable prolyl 4-hydroxylase 3. Gene Ontology annotation, molecular function: iron ion binding; L-ascorbic acid binding; procollagen-proline 4-dioxygenase activity. The transcript is spliced from 7 exons. The record is from RefSeq and is a predicted model, not a curated record. Gene Ontology annotation, biological process: peptidyl-proline hydroxylation to 4-hydroxy-L-proline. Gene Ontology annotation, cellular component: endoplasmic reticulum. NCBI's taxonomy places the organism in Eukaryota, Viridiplantae, Streptophyta, Magnoliopsida, Zingiberales, Zingiberaceae. The coding region runs from base 102 to 953 and encodes 283 amino acids.